GCCACAGAGUCUAAGCGGUGCCUCAGGAAUUGAGAAGGAGCCACCUCGGAAGAAAGGACUGAGGAGUAGUGUGGCAGAGGGUGCCACCACUGAAUAGACCAUCCCACAGAGUCUCAUCGGUGCCUCAAGUAUGUAUCAAGGGAUAUCAACAUCAAGUCCUACACAACAGAUCUAAUCAUCUGGCGAACCAGUGACUGCUGUGAAAGGGCAGCUGACAACAAGGGAAAGACCUUGUGACAGCAUGGAAAGACAGCUGACAGGAGGGAACAGACCCCAACGGGGCCGCCAUGGGCUAGCUACCCGUGGCGGCGGGAUCCAGCACGAGAGGUGCAUGGGUCCCACCCACACAUAGCUACGAAAAGCCUUAAUAAGAAAACACCCCCUGAGCCAGCGAGAGCGGGGGCGGAAGAUGGCUCGUGGGCGGAUAACCCGGUAAUGAACACAGGAACGGAACAGACUACGAGAUUGAUGAUCAGCAUACAGGAGACUCCGACAGUUACAGCAGGACAUAAGCUCCAGAACUGCAUUUGUGGUUGGACAAAGGUUACCUCCACCCAAGGCCUGAAAAUACACCAGGGCAAAAAAGGGUGCCUAAAGAAGGGUCAACAGGGAAGACGCAUCGACAGCUACUUUCUGAGAAGCAGGCCGAGUCAGUCGACAAAAGUUCAGCAGCAGGACACACACCACAGUCUGCAGGACAUCAACACCCCUGCCCCAGACGAGGAACAACAAGGCACAAGAGGGCAACCUGAACCCAACCCAUCACGACCAACAGCAGAGAAGAAGACUCAGGGGCGAAGGCCAUUAGUUAAGUGGCCAAAAGCCUGCAACAAGACGAUGUGGAAGGAGGCCAACACUGAUCUCUGCAACAUGCUGGAAGCGAUCAGAGGCACAGCCUUGAAAAAGUUGGAAAGGAUGGGCGAUCUUAUCUAUGCCUACGGGGUGGAACGAUUUGGAGUGGUCGAAGACAAACGAGCUACUCCUUCAAUCACCACCAAGUCCAGAAGGCAGACAGAGAUAGAUCGCCUAGUCAAGGAGAGGAGACAGUUAAAGAAGCAAUGGAGGAAGGCCAUAGAGGAAGAGAAGGAGGGUAUUAACCUGUUGCAGGAAGAGAUUCGGGACAGGCUCGCAACACUGAGGAGAGCUGAAAACCUCCUAAGGAAGCGCAGAAGGAAGGAGCAAACAAGAUCCCGCUUCUACAAAGAUCCAUUCAAAUUUGUGAAGACCCUCUUCACAAAGGAGAAGAGCAGAAGUCUCUCAGUGUCAAAGGCCGACCUGGAAGAACAUCUGAAAAACUCCUGCACAGAUGACAGACACCAGGAAGAAGUUACACUCCCACAUGACAUGCCACCAGUCAACCCACCAGAGCAUGAGCUGGAUAUCAGUCUACCCAGGUGGAGUGAGGUAGAACAAACCGUGCGCAGAGCAAGGGCCGCAUCGUCUCCAGGCCCAAAUGGAGUUCCAUACAAGCUCUACAAAAGCUCCAGCUGUCCUGCGAUUCCUCUGGAAACUGAUGAGAGUAGUGUGGCAGAAGAAGGAGAUACCAACAUCCUGGCGGAGAGCCGGAGGGAUCCUUAUCCCAAAGGAAAAGGACUCUGCAGAGAUCGGGCAGUUUCGCAGAUCAGUCUUCUAAAUGUGGAGGGGAAAAUCUUCUUCAGCGUUGUCGCUCACCGGCUGGCAGGAUACCUGCAAAGAAACAACUUGAUCGACACGUCAAUUCAGAAAGCAGGCAUCUCAGGCUUCUCUGGUUGUGUAGAACAUGCUAGUGUCAUCUGGCAUCAGUUCCAGGUCACCAAAAAGGAGGGAACAGAUCUGCACCUGGUGUUCCUGGAUCCUGCAAAUGCCUUUGGCUCAGUCCCUCACAGCCUCCUCUGGACAGCCUUUGACUACUUUAGAGUGCCAGCAGCUCUUACAACCCUUGUCAAGGCCUACUUUAAGGACGUCCAACUCUGUGUGACAACAGCAGAGUACACAACAGCUUGGCAACACCUCUCCCCACUGGCCUUCACCUUGGCAAUGGAGGUCAUCAUUCGGGCCUCUAGAUGGACAGUUGGCGGACAGCAAAUAAGACCUGGGCUGAGGCUGCCACCAGUCAGAGCUUACAUGGAUGACCUCACAACUCUCACCACAACCAAGGUUUGCACUGUACGGCUAUUAAGUAAGCUCCAGGGCAACAUCGAGCGGGCCCGCAUGAAGAUCAAGCCGAGCAAGUCCAGAAGCAUUUCCAUCAUCAAGGGAAAGCUGUCAGACCACCAGUUCCACAUCGGCAAGGAACCCAUCCCAACUGUCUCAGAGAAGCCAGUGAAGAGUCUAGGUCGGUGGUAUGAUGCCUCCCUUAAAGACAAAGAGCAAGUAGAGCAGCUUAGGAAGGAGGUAGCCAGUGGCCUGGAGAACAUCGACAGAACCCUGCUUCCUGGCAAGCUAAAGCUCUGGUGCAUGCAGUAUGGACUACUUCCACGUCUCCUAUGGCCACUAACCCUCUACGAAGUCCCACUCUCAAAGGUGGAAAAGCUGGAGAGACUGGUCGGCUCAUACGUAAGGAAGUGGCUUGGCCUUCCCAGGUGCCUCAGCAGUAUUGGUCUUUAUGGCAAAGGGAUACUACACCUGCCCAUUUCCAGUCUGGUAGAGGAGUACAAGUGUGCCAAAGUCAGACUGGAGAUGAUGCUACUGGAUUCGAGUGAUCCAUUUGUAGCCCAAGCGGCCCCCAUCUUGGCCACCGGAAGGAAGUGGACACCGAUGGCUGCAACUGAGCAGGCAAAGGCGGCACUCAGACACAAGGACAUUGUGGGCCGAGUGCAGGAGGGGAGGAGUGGUCUUGGACUUGGGGCCAGUACACCAGUGUGGAGCAAGGCCUCUCCAUCUCAGAGACGCAAGAUGGUGGUCCAGGAGGUACGGCGGGAGGAGGAAGCAAGAAGGUGCGCCCAGGCAGUGGCACAGGCAAAGCAAGGGCAGUGGAUGGCAUGGGAAGGAGUGGAGAAGAGGAAGAUCUCCUGGAAAGAGCUGUGAGAAAUGGAGACAUUCAGGGCAAGCUUUACCAUCCGGGCUGCCUAUGAUGUCCUGCCUUCUCCUGCAAACCUAAGCCAAUGGUAUGCUGAGGACCCCACGUGCCCUCUAUGCCCAAGUCUAGCAACACUGAAGCACAUCUUAGUGGGAUGCAAGACCAGCCUCACCCAAGGGCGUUACACCUGGCGGCACAACCAGGUGCUGAAGUGUCUUGCUGCAGUGUUGGAAAAUCGACGGACAAAUGUGAAUGCCCUUCCUCCCCCAUCAUCCCAGUGGCAGCCAACACCAUUUGUUCGGGAG
This is a messenger RNA of Silurus meridionalis, 3303 nucleotides long. RefSeq lists its product as uncharacterized. Lineage: Eukaryota; Metazoa; Chordata; Actinopteri; Siluriformes; Siluridae. The transcript has 2 exons. Bases 436 to 3006 code for a protein of 856 amino acids. The record is from RefSeq and is a predicted model, not a curated record.